GCGCGACGUCGUCAUUAGCACUACCGGCGUUGGACGUCGCGUCACUGGUCUAUAGUCUUCGCCAACGCUUACGGUCGGUCAGAGGUGUCACGGUUGACACUAUAGGGCACCGUUGUUUCACUACAUUACUAUCACUAACUAGUGCAAACAACACCCCAACACCUCAAUGGUAACGCGAAUGUGCGCGAUUGUUAUGUUGGACACCGUCCAUGCCUAUCCGUUUUGUGAUUGUCUAAAAUGAGGCAAAUCCAACUAAUAGCCUCUCAUCGAGAAGUUACAGAAUAUUAAUUCGUUAGCUUCAACAGAUCGUGCUACAGUGAAAAAACCAGAAGAUUUGGUGAAAGUGACGACACUUGAAAGUGAGUUUGUAGAGACGAGUGUCUCCGACGUGGAUGUUCCCUAGGGAACCGAUCUACCGAAAACCGACAAGUUAAUGAGGUGGCAAAGAGAAUCAACGAAUGACUCCAAUUCCUUAAUUACUGUAUUCAAAAGAUUACGAAGCGCUCCUCAUUUUUUAUAAGUUCCGUUGAAGAUUUGGUGAAAGUGACGACACUUGAAGUGGGUAUCUAAGACGAAUUUCUGCGACGUGGACGUUCCCCAGGGAACGGAUCUAGCGAAGACCAUGAUGUUAAUGAGGUGGUAAAGCGAAUCAAUGAAUCACUCUAAUCUCUUAAUCACUGUAUCCAAAAGAUCACAGAAGCGCUCCUCAUUUUUCAUAAGUUCCGCAAAGUCUGCACAAAAUCGGCGCUUUUUUUCAUUGAGAAAUCCAAAUCAAUUUCAAAUCGAAAAACUGCUUGGCUGAAUAAAAACACUGACUAUUUCCUAUAGCUGAAGACAUAGGUAUAUCUACCCACUGCCUGAUUUGUACCUCCAAUUCUCAUAAUUUCUCAAGGGUGAUUAAGCGCCUAGAUCACUACUUAUUCCGAUUUCACUUGAGAAAAUUUUCUAUCACCUUAUUUGUCUUAAUUCCGAAAAUCACUGAAGUUUCCGAUCAAGUGGAGAGAUCCUUCCUCUCGGAAACUUACCGUCGGAUCGCUGAGGCGACGCGCCAGCCAUUCCUAUCAUAGCUACAGGGGUUGCAGGUUCGUUUUCACGAUAACAACGUCAAAUACCUGCAUAAUAUUCGACCAUAAAACUUUCCGUCGGACACUAACGACAACCCCCUUCAGCUGCUAGCCCAUCCAAACACACCACACAGAUUCGAAUGCAAAUUCGUGAGAAGCGGUCCAUCAGGAAUCGUUGUUUCGAUUCUACCGCACCAAAAGUCACCCCCAAUGCGUUACGAAACAGCCUUGGAUCCGAAUUUUGACGCCAAAGUCAAAAACACUAUGGCCUACCAUCCUUUUCUGCAGCUGCCGCGUCAAACGGACUUCAGCGUAAGCUCGUUGUUAACCGCUGCAAAUAACACCACCGGUGGUGCUGGUGGAGGUGGAGGUACACCAACGACUACUCCAUCACCGGCUGCCACCCCCGGUUACUUUCCGGCUGCAGCCCUAGCCGCUUUCGGAGGCCAAGGACCGCACGGCUGUUAUCCCGGCACUCUGAUACCCAAGAUUAACCAUCCCCACCAUCCUCAUCAUCCUCUGGGAGCUCAUCCAUACACGACAGCGGAAGACGUGGUUUUAGCUGCAGUUGCUGCACACAAUCACCAUCCAGCGAUGGUGAGGCCUUUGAGAGCCAUCCAGCCUGAAGAGGACGGUGUCAUAGACGAUCCUAAAGUCACGCUUGAGGGAAAGGACCUUUGGGAGAAGUUUCAUAAGCUAGGAACGGAGAUGGUCAUUACAAAGAGUGGAAGGCAGAUGUUUCCUCAAAUGAAGUUCCGGGUAUCGGGUUUGGAUCUAAAGGCCAAGUACAUCCUCCUUUUGGACAUCGUGGCCGCGGACGAUUACCGAUAUAAAUUUCACAACAGUCGGUGGAUGGUGGCGGGCAAGGCGGAUCCGGAAAUGCCCAAACGCAUGUACAUUCACCCCGACAGCCCUUCGACAGGCGAGCAAUGGAUGCAAAAGGUCGUAUCAUUCCACAAACUCAAACUGACCAACAACAUUUCGGACAAGCAUGGUUUUGUAAGUACUACGAUCCUUAAUUCCAUGCACAAGUACCAACCCAGGUUUCAUUUAGUUCGAGCGAACGACAUCCUCAAACUGCCCUAUUCGACAUUUAGGACGUACGUUUUCAAAGAAACCGAAUUUAUCGCUGUAACCGCUUACCAAAAUGAAAAGAUUACGCAAUUAAAAAUCGACAAUAAUCCCUUUGCCAAGGGUUUCAGAGACACGGGCGCCGGUAAAAGGGAGAAAAAACAAGCGAUGCUAGCAGCUCGGCAUGGUAACGACAGUGAUAAAAUUUCCCAUCCUCUACCUGCAAGAAUGUCAGCUGACAGCAGUACCGUUUCAAAGACCGACGACUCGGAGCUGGACGUUGUCGGAACCUCCGACAGUCCCAGGCCCAGUUUGCAUCCCCCUACGCCUAUUACGACAUCGGCAAAUACAAGCCACGACGAAGAUGUAAUAAGGCGCCGCCUUCACGACGAUUCGGGUUCAGAAUCGAGUUGUUCAGAAUCGCCAGGCAGCACGGUGUUUCGGCCACGUCCGUCGUCUCCUAAGGAGGCGGCGGGUCCCUCGAAUCCGUCUGGAGAAUAUCCCUCGCCAAAUAUAAGCGUCGGUCCACCUAUCCAUCCACCGCCUCAUUUGCUACCGUACUUGUAUCCACCGGGACUGUAUCCGGGAGCCGGUGGUCCCCCUUUCGCACCCCCCUUAAGCCUAUUUACCGGCUCCCCCGCCCCAGGCAUGAAUCCAAGUUUGCUCUUUAACGCCCAGCUGGCACUGGCAGCGCAGCACCCCGCACUUUUCUCCCAUUACUCCAAUUUGGCUCAUCCCAGUCCGACGGGUCAUCACCUGUCCCCCACGUCUACGUUACAUAAUCACCUGAAAGGUGGCCACAGAUUUGCUCCGUAUCCCAUACCAAGCUCUACGUCGUCGGGAGUAAAUUCGUCGCCCCUAGGGAGUGCAUUCGAAACAGUUACCCCCAGCGGUCACACUAGGAGCUUAAGCAAUUCCCCUUCGAGCAAAAUACGUCAAGGAUCGACUUCCCCGCCCAUCAGACCCAGCACGACUUCUCCAAAGCCGGGAAGCACAUCGUCGCCAAACGAUCUUAAGAGUAUAGAGAAGAUGGUGAACGGACUUGAAGUAAAACAGACCGAUGAUAACGAGAAGUAGUAGUGAGAAAGACAUAUUGUUACAAUGUAUGUAUGUAUGUAUGUAUGUCCGUUAUGAUUUUAAGUGGGCGAUAUAGUGACAACGCUGCAGACCGUACGUUAUUGCUAUUCUCUACCGUUAAGGGAUUGAAUAAUAAUAAAUUAGUAAUUAGUCGAUAAACCUUGUCUAGGGAAUCGACUCGAACUUUUACUAAAAACGCGACUAACGAUUCGAAAAUUUUCCCAAACAAAUAUUAUCUAUUUAUUGAUGGAAACCCAUCCAACACAAUCGAUUUCUUAGACACGGCCGACAUUCCUUCAGAUAAAGGAUUUGAAAAAAUAGUACAAAAACAUUUAGAUUCGUUUGUUUGGAGAGCAAUAUUACUAUUAUAGUAGCUAGCUAUGUACUUUUCUAAGAUUUUUAUGUGGUGCUCAAUUUGAUAAUUUCCAUUUUAUUAUUACUAUUAUUAUACUUACAUAUACCUAAUACUUACUGUCGCAAUAUUACUUGUAAUAAUACGAUUCGAAAAUACGUAAAACCGGCGCCGCUACCCCUGAGCCCGUCGAGGGUUGGAGCAAUAAUUCGACCGAUUUGUUUCAGUUUCGUUGUUUUCCGCUGCAGUGCUUUGUUGGUUCGUAGUUUAAUUAUCUGCAAUGUUCCUUUUAAGUUUUUCUUUUAAUUUAUCGUCGUUGUAAAUAUGUACGUAGCCGAACCUGCGACUACUAUUAAUUAUUUAGUUUGUAUUGUACAUAUGUAGUACGCAUUCGCACGAACGCGCGCGUCGUUUAUAAGAAAGUCAACUGUGUAAAGUGUACAUAGAUACAAAAUAUAGCGUACCUACCGUAGGUAAAUUUAUACGUUUUCAUUGAAAAGAAGAAAGAAUAAGUCACAAAAUCAAGACCAGCCAAAGAGAAAUUUUAAAUUUGGACGCAUAUCUACAUGUGCACACGCGAAAACUGCAAUAACGAAUCGACUAAGUACUACAAAGAAAAAAAUAUAUGAUACAUAUACACCUACAUAUAUUAUAUAUAUAUAGAAAAAUAAAUUUAAUAAACGUACCUACCUAAAUAAUUGAAAAGAUUAAAGUAUCAGAAACGGACUGUAAAUAAAAUUCUAUAUCUACUGAAAAAAGUAGUUGCGCGACUUAGUAAUGAAAAGGAGGCUUUUAUAUGUUUUUCUUUUUCCCUUUUAUUAUUGAACAUUCGCUCAGUAACCGUCACUGGUUUUCAAACAAUGUAUAAGUGCGUUUGUAUAUCUGCUUAUCACUUUAAAAGGCUGGUGGUGACAGUGCCGCUGUUGUAUUAAAAAAAACAACUAGAUAGAAAUGUGUCAUGUGUACAUGUAAAGAAAUAAUUUUAACAAUAAAAAGAAAACUAUAUUUAAA
Molecule: messenger RNA, 4575 nt
Organism: Agrilus planipennis (emerald ash borer)
Lineage: Eukaryota; Metazoa; Arthropoda; Insecta; Coleoptera; Buprestidae
Product: optomotor-blind protein
Exons: 7
Coding region: 1275-3212 (645 amino acids)
Biological process (GO): regulation of transcription by RNA polymerase II; positive regulation of DNA-templated transcription; cell fate specification
Cellular component (GO): nucleus
Molecular function (GO): DNA-binding transcription factor activity, RNA polymerase II-specific; RNA polymerase II cis-regulatory region sequence-specific DNA binding
Source: RefSeq, a predicted model, not a curated record